Aspergillus pseudoviridinutans is the source of this 900-nucleotide messenger RNA. Its product is annotated as DUF3425 domain-containing protein. The transcript is spliced from 2 exons. The record is from RefSeq and is a predicted model, not a curated record. NCBI's taxonomy places the organism in Eukaryota, Fungi, Ascomycota, Eurotiomycetes, Eurotiales, Aspergillaceae. The coding region runs from base 1 to 900 and encodes 299 amino acids.
AUGCAGAGCUCCGUAGUUGCAACCUCGUCCUUUCUGCAGCGUUUCCCGACGGGAGUUGAGAUCACAGCCCAAGACAAUUGGUUGGGAGUUACAGACCCAGUGGAAAGACGGAAAUUGCAGAAUCGAUUGAACCAGCGAGCACGGAGACGGCGUCGCCGAACAGCUAAUGCAAACAGCCAACUGGACCAGCAGCGGCACAUGCCCACAGAGCCCUCCGACCAGGUCGACCUUGUACUUCAGGUUCUGACUAGAAUGCACAUCCUGGGCCCAACUGCAGUCAAUGCCAGGCGUACCUUCCAGCAGCUUGAAACCAUCCUUAUGGCCCUAGGCAACACCAUCAGUGGGUCCCCCGUGGCUGAUCUACGCCUGGGGGUAACAAGACUGAACGUCAUGCGAGCAUUACAUGUCAAUCUGGAGGUACUGGGUUACCGGCCAGGUGAUAUUACCGACGAUGCGCAAUCAGUAUUCACUAUCCAGGGGCCGUCCCAUCUCCCAGGAAGGAACAUGAGCGAGGUGAAACUGCCGCCGGCGCUGAGACCGACUGCAAUUCAGCGCACGGUUCCACACCAUCCAUGGCUAGACCUCAUUCCUUUCCCAUACAUGCGGGAUACUCUAAUUCUAACCCAGGACUUCAUCGACGAAGACAAACUCUGUCGCGAUCUGUCUGGUCAGGGAGAGUCUGCCGUCCAGCACUCUCGCCGAGAGGUAGGGAUCGGCGAGACGGGUAUCCUUGUCUGGAAGGAUCCCUGGGAUCCAUCCGGCUGGGAAGUCACCGAGACAUUCCUCCGGUUAUGGGGGUGGACUGUUCGCGACUGCUGGGAUCUAUUCCGUUCGACGAACGCGUGGCGCAGUCGUCGCGGGGAGAGACCGCUGUUUGUGAUUCCUGAGAGCGGCGACUGA